Molecule: messenger RNA, 2593 nt
Organism: Apis mellifera (honey bee)
Lineage: Eukaryota; Metazoa; Arthropoda; Insecta; Hymenoptera; Apidae
Exons: 3
Coding region: 833-2536 (567 amino acids)
Biological process (GO): intracellular signal transduction; phosphatidylinositol phosphate biosynthetic process
Cellular component (GO): phosphatidylinositol 3-kinase complex
Molecular function (GO): 1-phosphatidylinositol-3-kinase regulator activity
Source: RefSeq, a predicted model, not a curated record
AAAUAUGAUACGAUAAAUUAAAUAAAAUUCAAUAUCGUUAAUUGCUUAAGUUUUGUUAACAAUUGUUAACAAAAAUUAGCGACACCUUGAUUCGUUUCCGUAUUGUAGCCAUCGCUAAAAUAGAAUUCUUAAUGUUGAGCGAGUAUUCCACGAUUUCCCCACCACUCGCUGCUGGAUCACGUGUUUGCCCCCACCGCGUUUCUCCACAUAGCAAUUAUAGAUUCAUUCAGUGGUAGCAGCGCCAGUGCUAUCCCGACUCUCGCGUCGAAGGGAUUGAUCUUGUGUCUUUUUUAGCAUUGACAAUUCUUGACGCUGUGCAUUCGUAGAAAAAAAAUUCUCCUAUUUAUUUUCCGGAAUAUUUUUCCUUCCAAUUUUUGAACAUCGAACAAUUCGAUAGUUUCUAUCGAUAUAUAACUAUAUAUAUAUAUUUAUAUAUAUAUAUUUAUAUAUACUUUGAACGAGAAUUAUUUUUAGAAGUGCUUCGAGUUAUUUUCGAAAGACGUGAGGUGAAAGUGGAAGUGCUUUUUCAGAGAAAGUUUCGUACGGGAUUUCCUCUGAAGUUGUCACCAAACUACAGAAAUAACAAACGUUGCGACACGUUCGUGGAAAAGCGGCUCCGUGCCGCUUUACUAACACUCGGACAUCUCUCUGCCACGUGGCCCAUUAAAACACAAUGGGAAAAGAAGGCAGCUGUGGUGCGCGCGAACGAUGUCGAAAGAUGCGUCUCUAUUCCUGUCGGGAUCACGAGAGAAUGCGACACCUGGUCUUAAACUAUGAAUCGUAAAGUCAUACAAGACUGUGUUAUGCUGAAAGUAAGAUUUAUCUUCAAAAAAUGUUGACAGUGAUGUGUCCGAGCUGUCGUCACCGAUUUCCAGCUCCAGGUUGUUGUGAACCUAAAAAUAUGAAUGAAGAUAACACUCUGAUUCAUCCAACAACUUGUUAUUAUGGUGGUCUGCUAGUUCCUAAGGGCUAUACUAGUGGUGGUGGCUGUUUUAUAAAUGCACCAACUAUAAUUCAUACGCAACCUGUUAUCAAUUCCUUCAAUUAUCCAUCAAUGACACUUGAUUUGGAAAAACCAAGAACCGAUAGGCAAAGGGAAGAUUUCCUUCAAAGAUAUGAAAAAAAUACACAAGUUCUUGGAUUUCCAUUAAUCAAUGAAGAAUUACAAAAGAAUCAAAGUUCUGGGUGUCAAAUUACUACAAACUGUGACUUAACUGGAGGAAGUGUAACAAUAACAACACCAAGUAUACAAUCUGGAGGCUGUUUAAUUCAAAGUAUGGAUUCUGAAACUCUUAUGCAUACACCACAUAUGGAAAUCCGUCCAAAAUUAUCCGGUGGAGGAUGUUUUGUGCAAAAGACAUUAUCAACUGAAAAUCAAGAAGUUUCUGUUAUAUCUCAUGAAAAAAAAAUUCAACAAGAAAGUAUGAGUCAUGAUAAAAGGAUGUUUUUAAUACCUCCAAGUGGCUGUCAAGAAUUACCAGGGACUCGAAGAAAUAUAUUAUCACAAAAAAUAGAAGAAGCAACUUCACUAGAAAAUUAUGAGGAAAAACCAAUUUUCUCAGAUUUUCAAAUGAAUGUGCCAGUAAUGCAAUUUCAAGCUAAAAAUUCUAAAACAAAUGAACAUGAAUUAGAACAGAGCCGAAAUUUUAACUGUUGUUGUAACAACGUUCAAAAGCUUUAUCAUGUUAAAUCGAAUAAUCUUCAAGUUUCGGAAAAUCGUAAUUCUAUGGUUUUAGAUUCUAAUCCAGGAGUACAGAUUCAAGUAAAUGCUACUGUGCAACUUCCAGCAAAUUUAGGACAAUGUACAGUAAAUAUAACUGCAACUACUACGAAUUCUCCUGAUUCUUUAUCAGGUAUAACUUCAAGAACUAGAAACAAUUUUAAUGGUGGAGGUUUAGUACAGAAAAAUGAAACUCAAAAUAAUGAAGAAAAUUUUGAUGAUAGAAGAGAUAGAACUCCAACCACACCAGUUUCUUGGUUAAUGCCAUGUCCUUGGAGUUUUGACAACUAUAUGAUGGAUAGGGAUGCAGCUAGAUUAAGUGAAGUUAAAAGACUCUUACAAACUUGUGGUUGGUACCAUGAAGGUCUUAGUUGGCAGCAGAGUGAAAAUUUAUUAAAAAAUGCUAUGAUUGGCAGAUGGCUGAUGAGAGAUAGUUCAGAUAGUAGAUAUAUGUUUGCUGUGUCUGUGCAAACUGCUAGAGGACCUACCUCUGUUAGAGUUCAUUAUUUUGUGGGACAGUUUCGAUUAGAUGCUGAACCUAGACUUGCUUUUGCAAUUCCUCUUUUCGAUUGUCCAAUUAAAAUGCUAGAAUAUUAUGUGGAAUAUUCAAAAAGUGUUGAUGAACAAAGAAAAGAAGUUUGGGUAGAUUAUAGUGGACAACUUUAUAGUGAAAUUUAUUUGACAAAGCCUUUAGUUAAAGAAGUAAGGUCUCUUAGUCAUUUGGCCAGGUUAGUUGUUAAUAGGAAUAAAUUACCUACAAAACAUUUGCCACCGUUAAUUAGAAAUUAUUUAGCAGAAUAUCCAUAUAGUCUUUGAAAAAUAAUGCAUGAGAUUUUUCUGAUUUCUGGAUUAAUAAUUUAUAAAAUUUAAAAA